AUCGUCGUCUUCGUCAUCAUCGAUGAUUGAAUCGUGAAUUCGCUCGGUCACGACACCGAGGCUCAGCAAACUCGAUCGACAUUGUAGAUGUUACCGUGAUGUCGAUCAGCGUGAAGAUGAGGUGAGCAAGUUUUUGACUUUGAACGGUCGUAUUGUGUCGAGCAGAGGACGAGUGAUGGUAGAGCGGGUGCGAGAAGUCUAUAAUUGAUGUCGCCAGUAGUUCUCGUUUCGCGGGCGUGGGCGACGAUGAAUGAGCGGUCUCGAAGCUGCUGCAGGAGCGCUGUAUUGUUUGAAUGGGACAGAUGGAGCAAGGAUAUUAUUCACGUUUUCUCUUUGUGUGAUGAAGGUAAAGCCCUACUACUAGGACCAGUUGUACGUUGUAGUGUCGCUAGUACUACUACCGCUUGAGGUUGAUCCGUACUGCCAGUAUCGGUUUCAAUUGUUGAUCACCAGCAUGUCCGUCUCGUUCCAAGUUGCCGUGGCCAAGAGCUACGAGAUCGCCGAUGUCGACCGGGAAGCCAUGGUAGAGUCGAAGACCAGCCGCAACAAGAUGAGCUUCAUGCAGCGUAUAAACAAUUUACUAUUAAUUUAGAUAUACAAUUUGAUUUUGAAUUUAUUCUUAUUGAUUAUGCAGAUGAAGACGCUGGUCCUGGUGUCUGGUGAGUCGUGGUGAGGACAUCUACUUGGUUGCGCCUACCAGUACCCAGCUCCGACUACAAACUACAUCUUCACAAGUACCCAUACAUUAUAGGGCAUUUAUUUGGUUUUUAGUAGGGGUGAUACAUUGAGUUCGAGGGUGACGUUCGUUGAUUCAAUAAAAUGAUUGCGCAGGUAUGGAGGCGGACUCUUACAACAAGCGUGUGAAUACGCAACUGUCCGACAUGCGUCGCAACGACUAUCUCAAGAGCCGUGUGGACAAGAUCGCUUUGGAAAAGUACUUGAGCUGUUAGCCUUGUGCAUCCUGAUCUAAUGCAAUUCCAUCAAUUUAUUUAUCCAGAACAGGAACGAGAUUGGUAUAUAAAUAUUCAUGUUGAAUUUGUAUUGUAUCCUCAUUCCAGGACGGCGACACGCAAUGCGGUUUCGAUGAGCACCCGUGGGCCGACCAUCGUGACGCACAAGAAGAACAAGCUGCACGAGGGUAAGGAAAAGCAAUCCUGGGGUCCAUUGGAUAUGUACUAACCGCAAGCGCAAGAUGAAAGUUUUUGUAUCAAUAAAGUGACAGCACCAGCAGGUGGUGGUGAUCGUGUUCUUGAUCUACCACCAUGUUCGGACUUUUGUAGAAGAGCAGUGCCAAAGACAAAGUAAAUCAAUGAAAUGUUGACAGGGACAUUUUCCAGAAGCAAACGUCGAGUUAUGUCGAAAUGAAUGAAAAUCUACGGAUAUUAACGAUAAUCAAGCAAAGCUUGCAAAGCGACUUCGCCCCGUGCUUACGUUGUCUUUGUGAUGAGUUUUUAUUACUUUUGUUUAUCACUCACCUGAGCUGAAAUUCAUUUGGAACUCGUACCGCUUUCGGAAAACCACGAAAGGACUGGUGCGCAAAACACCAAAUUUUUGAACUAGAACCUACGACAAGUAUAGUACCCGUUGAUACAAGAACCGAACCUCUAAACAAGUCAGAAAAUCAACUCGGGAUUAUUUGACUUGGCAUCAUUAACGCCGAGCGCAACACUUGGGCUUCUCUUUUAUUGUAAUAACCAAAAUAUACCAAUACCCCCACCACAACAUGUGAGUGAGAUUGUGAAUCUCUCUUCUGAGCUUCGCAAUCACACUUGUCUUCACGAUUGUUGAACGUCGCAGGGUUCUUUGCCGCGAGCAGACGCUCCAAUUCAUCAUCUGUAUCGCAAGUACAAGUCGUUGCACAAAUAAAGCCAAACAAAAUUUCGGUGAAGAGUACUCAAUAGAAUCCCACCAAACGUUUUUUCGGUGCAAGAUGAUCCAUCA
Amoebophrya sp. A120 is the source of this 1941-nucleotide messenger RNA. NCBI's taxonomy places the organism in Eukaryota, Dinophyceae, Syndiniales, Amoebophryaceae. The record is from the annotation of a GenBank genome assembly.